AUGUGUUACCACAACUACAGCCAGCACAAUGGCUGCGGCCACAUUGGAGAGUCACAUGAGCAUCCGUGGACACUAUGUGACCACGCCAUCCAGCGGCUGAACAACCUCCGCGGGCCGGGCUCUCCACCAGUCUCUCCACCAGCCACAGCGCCGCCCAAGCGCACUUCGUCAACACGACGUUUCUUUUCGCUGAGCGGCCAGCUCUCGCGCUCGAAUACCAGUGCGUCGACCAGCUCCUGGCGGUCGGGCGCAUCUGCGCCAAGGACCUCGGUUUCCAGCUCCGGCUCCUACACCUAUACCGUCGAGCUAGACUACUCCACCCUGCCCGACCACCAACUCGCAGCUGUGAGAUGCGCCGACCCAACACGCCGCACCUAUGUCAGCAGAGGCAUGGUUGUCUGCAAGGAGUGCGCCCGCUGGAUCGAGGCCAUGCGCAGCAUGAUUCAGUUUUACGACAAAAAGGGCAGUGUCCGGGGGACGGCGGCGUUUGAAAAGUUCCUCAGGUGGGAGGGCGAGGGCGGCGGCGAACGAGAAGGCGACCUCACCGUUCCGCUUGACGACGGCGACGAUGGAGCUGUCUACGGCGCCAGACAGGCAAUUAUCCUGGGUCACCCGGAGAGUGCCAUGAACGCUGAGGGGCCAAGGGGCCUAGGCACGCUGGAACGAGAGAUGGAAAGUCGAUAUCGAUAUUGAAGAGAGUUCUGCUCUAACUGCAAAAGAAGUGCAAGUAGCCUGUGACUGAGGCAUGCUGGGGCCAUGUAAUUCUGUCGUGAGCUCUUUCUCUUUUCGCCUGCGGUUAUAUGUAACUAGGUAGACAAUCCUCACAUCACACUCCGCAUAACUGGUCCGGAAGGCUGGGCCCGCUCCUUGCGCUAAUGAUGGACGCAAGGAUUAAGAAAGCAAGGACAGGUUGUCUGACAAGAAGGUCGGCAUAUGAUGCGCCCAUGAUUGUCUAUUGCCUGCAAGCAGAUCUUUUCCAUUAAAACCUUUUACUUUGACCGCGUUCUGAUGCCGUGCGUCGGUCUCGCUUGAAGCAGG
This is a messenger RNA of Bipolaris maydis ATCC 48331, 1038 nucleotides long. RefSeq lists its product as uncharacterized. The record is from RefSeq and is a predicted model, not a curated record. NCBI's taxonomy places the organism in Eukaryota, Fungi, Ascomycota, Dothideomycetes, Pleosporales, Pleosporaceae.